Molecule: messenger RNA, 1173 nt
Organism: Arachis duranensis
Lineage: Eukaryota; Viridiplantae; Streptophyta; Magnoliopsida; Fabales; Fabaceae
Product: protein FAR1-RELATED SEQUENCE 5-like
Exons: 3
Coding region: 1-1173 (390 amino acids)
Source: RefSeq, a predicted model, not a curated record
AUGGAGGGGACCGAGGAGGUUUCAUCUAAUUUUCAGGAGAAUGUCACUUCAGGGGUGGAAGAGGACCCGAUAGAAAAUGAGACCUUUGUUGCAGAAACAAAAUCCGUUCCGAUUGGUGCUAGUCAAUCAGACGAUCAAAGAGAUGUCAUCGUUCUCGACGGAAUAGACUUCUAUAACGAGUACGGUCGAAUUAAGGGGUUUUCCAUACGGCGGUUGAAGGUAGGGCGCUGCAAGAAGGCAGGAUCUGAGGGCGACAUUAUAUGGCAAAUUUUUGUAUGCUCGCGACAAGGUGAACGAGAUGCAAAGCAUGUUCACAGAAAUGAUAGGAAGAUGGAUCCUAGACAAGUAACGCGAUGCGGGUGUAAUGCGCGGAUAAAAGUUCAUGUUCACUCGAGGAACGGGAGAUGGUAUGUUGACUUCUUCUCCGAUGAACAUAACCAUGACAUGUUAGAGGCAAGGUUUAGGGGAAUGAUGCGGUCUCACCGGGCAAUAAAAAUGGGGGAUUUACACCAGAUUAAUACUAUGAGAAGCUCUGGCCUUCGAGUUUCGACAAUAUUUCGGGCUUUUGCAAACCAAAGUGGUGGAUUCGAGAUGGUUGGGUUUCAGGUGAAAGACAUCUAUAAUGCAAUUGAGAAGCAAAAAAGAGCUGGAGCAAGUGACACGGAUAAUGCACUCAAGUAUUUACAAAUGUUGAAGAGGCGUGACCCCUGUAUAUUUUGGAAGUAUUCGUUGGAUGAACAAUGGAGGCUUCACAAUAUAUUUUGGUGUGAUGGCGCAAGUCAGUAUGAUUUCAAUGUUUUCGGAGAUGUUAUGGGGUUUGAUACAACAUACUGGAGGAAUAAGUACAAAUGUCCCCUUGUGAUAUUCUCUGGCAUGGAUCACCACAUGCGCACUGUUGUGUUUGGAUGCGCAGUUCUCUCAAAGGAAGGGGAGGAAAGCUAUGUGUGGUUCCUUUGGGCAUUUUUGGAGGCCAUGAAAGGAAAGGCUCCUAAGUCCGUUAUUACCGACGGUGAUCAAGCCAUGAAGAGUGCAAUCAAAGCUGUAUUUCCAGAAGCACAUCAUAGAUUGUGCAGCUGGCACUUGCUACGCAAUGCGACCACUCGAGUAGGUAUUCCACGGUUUAUGACCAAGUUUCGUCUUUGUUUAAUAGGGGAUUUGGAGGUCGAUGACUGA